Messenger RNA from Trichoplax adhaerens, 1743 nucleotides. RefSeq lists its product as uncharacterized. The transcript is spliced from 2 exons. Bases 1 to 1743 code for a protein of 580 amino acids. The record is from RefSeq and is a predicted model, not a curated record. Lineage: Eukaryota; Metazoa; Placozoa; Uniplacotomia; Trichoplacea; Trichoplacidae.
AUGAUUACGGAUCCAAAUUAUCCUACAUCUGAUCAAAGUUCUAUAGUCAAUGCUUUGGCCAGUGAUCGAAUCGUAUUUCAACAACUAUUCGAUGCGAUCGGUUCAACAACAAUCAUCCACCAGUUCAAUCCUAAUUGGGAUGGUCAAGGGCUUACCAAUUCAAUAUUAAACCGAAAGUUAAAGGCCUUUGUGGGUGUCUUAGUCAUGCAUGGCAGCUGGGAUACUCUUGCACGUUGUAUUAAAAAGCACUUGCUCAAUUAUGUUACCACAUACAUUGAUGGUCGUGUUGAUAGCAGCAAAUCCAGGAAUGCAUCAGCAAAAGAAAAUGAAAGUAAUUUUCAUAUCCACAAAAGAUUCAUACAAAAUCCCAUCACGCACCAUUUCGAUACUGAAGGAGGGAAACAUAGCCAAGAAUUGAAAGAUCCUCUUGUAACGACGACGACGACGGAUACCGCUGACGAAAGCCUACCAUCAUCCUUUGAAGCUGCACGCAAAAUGCAACUUUUACAAAAUGAAAUGAUGCAAAAAUCUCAAGAGCGAGAAUACCAAUCACCUAAACGUGAUAACUUGAGCAGUCCAGGCAAUGUAUCUUUCAAUAAUCCACGUAGCGCAGUAACACCAAAAGAACAACGCGUAUUUUCCGCUAUUAGUGGAUCAACUUGUACCCUACUACAAUUUAAACAGUACGUCGCCCACCUGCCAGACAUCAAUGCUAGGAAUAGCGGUAAAGUAGGUGAUACACCGUUAAUGUUACUCCUUCGAAAGACUCACUUACGAAGUGACGACGAAAUACCGAAAAUUGAAGUCCUUUUAAGACUUGGUGCUUCUUGGACUGCAACAAACAAUCAGGGUGCAUCUGCAAAUAUAAUCGCUCGCAAACAUGAUAGUGCUGUCAUCGAUAGAUUAAGGAAGAUUCAACCUGUUGAUAUAGAUGAAAGAGUGCCAUUAAGCGAACCGCUGGAAAAUUACUCUGUAUCACCAGAGAUGCAAAAGGUAUUUUCAGCAGUGAGUGGAGAUACUUAUUCGCUACCUCAGUUUGAAGAAGCUGUGAAUAAUGUACCAAACAUUAACUGUAGAAAUUCUGGUAAAAAAGGUGAUACAGCACUCAUGAUGUUAUUACGAAAAGACGUACUAAAAUUAGAAACAGAUAUUCCGAAAAUUAAAAUUUUACUAAGCUAUGAUGCUUCUUGGACAGCCACCAACAAUAGAGGUGAGACUGCAAUGCAGCUUGCUACAAAGCAUCCAUCAAACGUUCUAGAUAUGAUUAAAUUCCCGGCAAAUUCAGCUAAUUCCACAUCAAGUAAUCCAGAACAAGUAAGCACUCCAGUAUCCGAAAGAGAACCAGGUCAAUCGCGUGGUGUAUCAAGUCAAAAAUCUGAAACUCCAAAUUAUUCCACUAACGCAAGUAUUAAUUACAGUCCACCACUUAGGCAUGUUGGCCUUAGGGAACGGAAAGUAAUCGAUGCGAUCAAGAAUAGAAACUCCUCCAUAGGCGAAUUACGACGGGUAAUAUCUAGAGUUGAAAAUUUGAAUUUUUGUGAUAAUAGCGAAGUUGGAGACCCUCCUUUGAUGUUGCUUUUGCGUCAAAAAGAUUUAAAUCUGUCGACCGAUGUAUCAAAAUUUGAACUUCUCAGAAAUUUUGGUGCUUCAUUGGAUUACCGAAAUAAUCGUAACCAAUCCGCUAGGGAUUUGAUUUCUUCACUUGAUAAAAACUUUUUCCUUAAAAUCCAAAAAUUUUGUUAA